UAAUGAAAUAAGUCAUUUUCCUAGUAAUGCUUAUUACUUUGACUCUACAAACAUAAUUGUCAUCUAAAAUUGAUGUUGUUAUGGCACAUAUGGAUAAAAUGACAAUUAAAAAUGAAUUUUCAAAGCAACUUGCUGGAUUAAUUGAACUUAAAAUGUUAUAGAGUUCAUAUGUAGAGGAAGUAUUAAAAGAAAUCAAAACAAUUAGAGAUUAAUUAAUUGCAGAUUAAACUAUAGAGGAUCAAGAAUUUGCUAAAGUAUACAAUAUUAUUUAUAUAUAAUCUAGAAAAUUGGAUAAUUGAAUGUAGAAAUUGAAAUAUUAGAAAUCUAAACUGAAAAAUUAGCUAAAGAAUUACAAAGACUCAAUCAAUAAAUUGCAGAUUUAAAUGAAGAUAUUAGUAAAUUAAUUGGUACACAAUAAUCAUAAGAAAAAUAAUUAUCAACUUUGAAUUCUAAAGAAGAAGAUAUUAGAAAUCAAUAUAAAUUAGAAAUUGAAACUAUUUCAGUAUAUCUCAUCAAUAUUUCUAGUAAAGAACAACAAACAAUAUCAAAUCUAUUGAUGGAUUAAAUGAAAUGAUUGCUAAAUUAUAAUAGGCUGUAUUUGCUGAAUAAAGUAAAACAACUGUACUUUCAUAAUAACAUACUAAAUAAUAUGUUGAUUAACUUGCUAAUUCAUUAGGACCUAAUCAUCCUAUUACAGCACUUGUCUCUGUUACAACUAAGUAUUUAACUAUUUAUAUAUAUAUAUCAGAUUUGAUGUACCAACAGUUACCAGAAUUAUAUAAUUACUAGAGAAUAUUAGAGAUUAAAGAAUAUAAGAAAAUGCAGGUGCAAAUGAUUUUGUUGUUAAAGUUACAUAAUCAUAUGAAGUUACAUUAAAAGAAGUAACUGAAGUUAGAGAAAGACUUAGUGCUGAUUAUUCAAGAACACUUAUUACAUUAAAGAGAAGAAAUGAAGAAAAUGUAAUUUAUAUAUUCAUUAUUAAAUUAGACAUUAUCUACUAAAACUAGAAAUCAAAUAUAAAAGGAUUUACCUAUUGCAUUAGAUUUACUCUAAUAAUAUAGAAAUGAAAGAGAAAUUGUUCAAUCAAAUUAUAAUUUAAGAUCUGCUAAAAGAGAAAAUGAAGUUAAAAUUAUUACAUAAGCUUAUACUAUAGUAGCCUAAUAAGUUAAAGUUUGA
Paramecium pentaurelia is the source of this 1176-nucleotide messenger RNA. NCBI's taxonomy places the organism in Eukaryota, Ciliophora, Oligohymenophorea, Peniculida, Parameciidae. The record is from the annotation of a GenBank genome assembly.